Messenger RNA from Juglans microcarpa x Juglans regia, 2648 nucleotides. RefSeq names its product xyloglucan glycosyltransferase 4-like. NCBI's taxonomy places the organism in Eukaryota, Viridiplantae, Streptophyta, Magnoliopsida, Fagales, Juglandaceae. The record is from RefSeq and is a predicted model, not a curated record. Gene Ontology annotation, molecular function: glycosyltransferase activity. Gene Ontology annotation, cellular component: Golgi apparatus. The transcript is spliced from 4 exons. The coding region runs from base 589 to 2577 and encodes 662 amino acids.
AGCCUGGCUGUACAUAGUUGUAGCUGCCAGUUUGAUGACUAACCCAAAGCUGGAAAUUUAGGUUGAGUUCGAAACCUAUUCCUCUAGUCUUUUUCAGCCUAUCAAACACAGGUAACAUUGCCAGUUGGUUGGUUUUGAUGGUACCUGCUCACUGGUUCUUCAGUUUUAGAAUUAUAUGACUCUUGCCACUCAGUCUCAGAUAAAACAAAAUGUAGUGCGUUGUACUUCCUUACUUGUAGUUCGCUGAAGCUAAGCAGAGACUGAGCACAUUUCUCUCUCUCUCUCUCUCGAUUGCAUCAUGCUCUGACCUGAGAAAUCAUUCGUCAACCUUCAUGUUCAACACCCUCUGAAAUCUGGGAUUCAUUUUCGACUCUGAUUUCAAAGAUCGAGAUUUCGGAAUAAAUCAUAUAAAAUUUGACAAUUUUCAUGGUUUUCUUCUCGUACCUACUUCCUCUUCUAUAACUUCAUGCCCGCCUCAUAACUGAAUUCUCUGUUCAUUCACAUCUCUUUCUUUUUCACAAUCUUGCUCUGGUAAGCGAAUCCUUUCCCACUUUCUAUCUUGUGAACUUGAAUUCUGGGGAAAAGAAAAUGGUACCAGACUCUGUUGUGGUCACAGUUGAGAAGCCAAGCAACUUCUCUUUACUGAAGGUCAAUGGUUCGGAUUCAUCCUUGUUUCCGGAUAAGGAGAAGGCUGUAAGUCCCAAACAAUUUACAUGGGUUCUUCUUCUCAAAGCUCACAGAGUUCUGACAAGUCUUUCAUGGCUGGCCAUGGCUUCCAGAGCCAUCUUUGUUUCAGUCAAGAAACGCAUUGCCUUGUCCGAUUUAAGUGAGGAAGAACCCAAAAGCAGGGGAAGAUUGUACAGAUUUAUCAAAGCUUUUCUACUUAUUUCAAUUCUAGCUUUGGUGUUAGAAGUUGUUGCACAUUUUAAGAAAUGGAAUUUCCAAAUGAUACAGUCUCGGGAGGUGCAGGGUCUUGUGCAGUCGUCCUAUAUGGCGUGGCUGUCUUUUAGAGCCGACUAUAUUGCUCCUUUUGUGAUAUUCCUUUCUAAAUUAUGCGUUGUUCUAUUCUUGAUUCAGUCUCUGGAUCGACUAGUUCUAUGUCUCGGGUGUUUCUGGAUCAAGUACAAGAAGUUGAAACCCACGAUUGAGGGAGAAAUUUAUGACAUUGAGGAUUCUUCAAGUUUCCCAAUGGUCCUUGUUCAGAUCCCCAUGUGCAAUGAGAGAGAGGUGUAUGCGCAAUCAAUUGCUGCUGCCUGUGAACUAGAUUGGCCAAGGGACCGAAUUUUAAUUCAAGUCCUAGACGAUUCAGAUGAUGGAAAUCUACAGCUUCUGAUCAAAGAUGAAGUCUCCUUGUGGCACGAGAAAGGGAUCAACAUAGUCUACAGACAUCGACUAAUCAGAACAGGCUACAAAGCCGGCAAUCUAAAAUCAGCCAUGGCCUGUGACUAUGUCAAAGAUUAUGAAUUCGUUACAAUAUUUGAUGCAGAUUUCCAGCCCAAUCCUGAUUUCCUUAAACUGACAAUUCCUCACUUCAAGGGAAAUCCUGAGCUGGGUCUUGUCCAGGCUCGCUGGUCAUUCGUGAACAAGGACGAGAACUUGCUUACAAGGCUCCAAAACGUGAACCUCUGCUUCCAUUUUGAGGUGGAACAGCAGGUGAAUGGCGUUUUUCUUAAUUUCUUUGGAUUCAACGGAACGGCAGGUGUUUGGAGAAUCAAGGCUUUGGAGGAAUCAGGAGGCUGGCUGGAGAGAACCACAGUGGAGGAUAUGGACAUUGCGGUUCGAGCGCACUUGAAUGGAUGGAAAUUCAUCUUCCUUAAUGAUGUCAAAGUGCUUUGUGAAUUGCCGGAGUCUUAUGAAGCUUAUAAGAAACAGCAGCACCGCUGGCACUCUGGUCCCAUGCAGCUCUUCCGCUUGUGCCUUCCUGCCAUCUUAACUUCCAAGAUAUCGAUGUGGAAGAAAGCCAACUUGAUAUUUCUCUUCUUUCUUCUAAGGAAACUUAUACUUCCCUUCUACUCAUUCACAUUAUUCUGUAUCAUACUUCCAUUGACCAUGUUCAUACCUGAGGCAGAACUACCUAUUUGGGUUAUCUGUUAUGUCCCCAUUUUCAUGUCUCUUUUGAACAUUCUCCCAUCACCCAAAUCUUUCCCUUUCUUGGUUCCAUACCUACUGUUUGAGAACACAAUGUCUGUUACGAAAUUCAAUGCCAUGAUCUCUGGGCUGUUUCAGCUGGGAAGCGCAUAUGAGUGGGUAGUGACCAAGAAGACAGGUAGAUCAUCUGAAUCAGAUUUAUUGGCAUUUGCCGAGAGGGAAUCGAAGUCCUUUGGUGAAGAGAAGAUCCUUAGGAGGCAUUCUGAGUCUGGUUUAGAACUGUUGAGUAAACUUAAGGAGCAGGAAGUCCCUGCUGUGAAGAAGAGAAACAAGCUCUUCAGGAAGGAACUUGCGCUUGCUUUUCUUCUACUCACUGCAUCAGCCAGAAGCCUCUUAUCGGCACAUGGAGUUCAUUUUUAUUUCUUGCUGUUCCAAGGGCUGUCUUUCCUAGUCGUGGGCUUGGAUUUAAUUGGUGAGCAGCUCAGCUGAAAUGGAGUAGACAAGUUGUAUUACUGAUAAUAUUGAAGAGCCAAAAAUGGAAAUUCCCAUAUAUUUUGUUU